AUGGACAUCUUGAAACUGUCUGAUUUUAUCGGAAAUACUUUGAUAGUCUCCCUUGCAGAAGAUCGUAUUUUAAUUGGAAGCUUAGUUGCGGUAGAUGCCCAAAUGAAUAUACUAUUAGAUCAUGUUGAGGAACGUAUGGGCUCCAGCAGUCGAAUGAUGGGUUUAGUCAGCGUCCCCAGACGGUCAGUACAAUCCAUAAUGAUUAAUAAGCCUGUACUACAGGCGCUUACUACGAAUAAGGUUGAAUUGAUGGCUAAUAUUGUUUAG
Messenger RNA from Saccharomyces paradoxus, 267 nucleotides. It is a transcript of the gene MAK31, whose product is annotated as Mak31p. Gene Ontology annotation, cellular component: NatC complex. Bases 1 to 267 code for a protein of 88 amino acids. The transcript has a single exon. Gene Ontology annotation, molecular function: RNA binding. NCBI's taxonomy places the organism in Eukaryota, Fungi, Ascomycota, Saccharomycetes, Saccharomycetales, Saccharomycetaceae. The record is from RefSeq and is a predicted model, not a curated record.